Messenger RNA from Geosmithia morbida, 1050 nucleotides. RefSeq names its product Acyl-CoA thioesterase. The record is from RefSeq and is a predicted model, not a curated record. NCBI's taxonomy places the organism in Eukaryota, Fungi, Ascomycota, Sordariomycetes, Hypocreales, Bionectriaceae. Gene Ontology annotation, cellular component: peroxisomal matrix. Gene Ontology annotation, biological process: acyl-CoA metabolic process; fatty acid catabolic process. The coding region runs from base 1 to 1050 and encodes 349 amino acids. Gene Ontology annotation, molecular function: fatty acyl-CoA hydrolase activity. The transcript is spliced from 3 exons.
AUGUCUAUUUAUGACAGCGCGCCGAUCGAGAACACUCUGGAGGUGACGGAGCUGGCGGUGCUGGGGCCGGACCUGUUCACCAACACGCGGCAGCCGUGGCUCCCGCACGGGGCGCGCGGGAUCUACGGCGGCGCGGUGAUAGCGCAGAGCCUGGCGUCGGCGCAGAAGACGGUGCCAGAGGGCUUCCUGCCGCACUCGUGCCACUGCUACUUCCUGCUCGCCGGGUCCGCGUCGGUGCCGAUCCUGUUCCACGUGGAGCGGGUGCGCGACGGGCGGUCAUUCGCGACGCGCACGGUGCAGGCGCGGCAGAGGGGCCGAUGCAUCUUCACGACGACCAUCAGCUUCGCGCGCGACGAAGGCGAGUCCGACGACGACGAGUCCAACGACGAGGGCGGCAAAGCCGGGAGGCAGGUGGUACGCCACGCGGCGCCGAUGCCGGAAGGGGUGGCGGCCACGCGUCCCCCCGACGACCUGGUCGACGGGCUGUCGGGCGGCGGGCCGGUGCAGAACACGGACGUCGAGGUGGUCCGCCGGGACGACGACGCGGCCUGCCCGCACGAGCGCGUGAGCAGGACCUGGAUGCGCGCCAGGGGCAAGAUCAGCCCCGAGGGCGGGAUCCAGGCCCACCUCAACGCGCUGGCGUACAUGUCGGACAGCUACUUCAUCGGGACGGUGUCGCGCGCCCACCGGCUGUGGAGGUUCAUCGCCGUGCCGGCCGAGGCGUCGGGCAGCCUGACGGACAGCGAGGGCCGUCUGCUGCGCAGGGAGAUGCGGAAGGAGGGCAUGGGCGACGACCCGGUCAGGUGGCAGGGCAGGCCGGCCGUCGGCAUGAUCGUCAGCCUCGACCACAGCAUCUACUUCCACGAGCCGAGGCGGGUCAUGGCCGACCAGUGGAUGUUUUGCGAGAUGGAGACGCCCUGGUCCGGCCAGCAGAGGGGAGUGGUCAGCCAGAGGAUCUUUGCUGCGGACGGGACGCUGCUGGCCAGCUGUUAUCAGGAGGGCGUUAUCCGACUUAGGCAGGAUGGAAAGGAGAAGAGCGCCAAGCUGUAA